Messenger RNA from Diachasma alloeum, 975 nucleotides. RefSeq lists its product as uncharacterized. The coding region runs from base 1 to 975 and encodes 324 amino acids. The transcript has a single exon. Gene Ontology annotation, molecular function: nucleic acid binding. Lineage: Eukaryota; Metazoa; Arthropoda; Insecta; Hymenoptera; Braconidae. The record is from RefSeq and is a predicted model, not a curated record.
AUGGCAGAACUCCCCAGCGCACGAAUCACACAAGCCAAACCCUUCACCCACACUGGACUGGACUAUUGUGGUCCAUUUCUCAUCAAGGAAAGACGAUAUCGCAAUACCAAAAAGCUCAAAAUCUGGAUCUGCAUAUUUGUCUGCUUCACCACAAAGGCCGUGCACAUCGAAUUAGUUGAUGACUUGACCAGCGAGGAAUUUCUUGCUACCCUCAGUCGAUUUAUCUCCAGACAUCCGUCUUGCAAGGCUCUUCACUCCGACAAUGCAACGACAUUCGUUGAUGCGCACAGGGAAUUGAAGGAUUUCUACACUCUCCUCAAUGACAAAAAUCAUGCUGAUUUUAUCCAUCGACACCUCGCUGAUCAAGGCAUCAAAUGGGACUUCAUUCCCCCUGUAUCUUCACACUGCGGUGGCAUUUGGGAAGCUGCCGUAAAAUCCUGCAAACAACACAUGAAGAAAGUCAUCGGGAAUGAGUUGCUAACCUAUCAGCAACUCAACACUCUAUGCAUCAAAACUGAGGGAAUCCUCAACUCACGAUCUCUGACUCCAUUAUCCUCUGAUCCGAACGACUUCACGGCACUCACUCCAGCACAUUUUUUACAUGGAGAUAUUAACACCGAUCUGCCAGCACCGGAUUGGAGAGAGACACCCAGCAACCGUCUCUCUUAUUGGCAACAUCUUGAACAAAUCAAACAACACUUUUGGAACCGCUGGCAUAGAGAAUACCUCUCUGAACUGAAUAUUCGGCAUAAGUGGACUUCAGGGCAUCACGACAUCAGUGUUGGUACACUGGUUCUCCUGCGUGAUGAUAAUCUACCUCCUCUGAAAUGGCGCAUGGGUCGCGUCAUUCAGACUUAUCCCUCUGACGACGGUGUCAUCAGGAAGGUGAAGGUUCGAACAUCUACUGGAGAAGUCGAUCGGAAUGUUCGACGACUAGCACCACUGCCCAUGGACUCCAACAACUCAAAGAAAUAA